AUGGAAGCUGAAACUAAUUCUCCAGAUGAUGCAUCUGCUGUGGCAAUUGAUCAAACUCAAUUCAUGGGUAAAGACACUGCAGUUAUUGAACAUGCUGACCACCAAUCAGAAGCACCAAGCAUGGAGAAUGUGAUUACAAAGCAUUCCAACUCAGAUGAAAAGUUGCCAACGGAAAGCAGUAUAAAAUCAAAGUAUGAUAAGGAAUCAGCAGAAAAGAUUCCUGAAUCAUACUCUGUUGAUAAUUCAGAGAUAAAAGAUGAUGGAAAAAUCAUGCGAGAGAAAGCUUUAGAUAUUGACGAAGCCACUGAAGUGGAAUUACAAAUAUCCGAAACAAAAAGUGUGCCUGAAUAUGGGACCCUGAAAACUUUAUCAACUACAGCGUAUGUUGGUGCUGAAGAGUUAGAGAACAAGGAUGAUGGGAAAUUCACACAAGAGAAAGCAAAAGAGACGGAGGAAGCAACCGAAAUGCAGCCAUUAAAAAGUGCAACAGAUAGUCCACGUGAGGAUAAAGAACAGUCUACAGUGUCCACUUCUGAAAUUGUCAAAGGUCACACUGACGAAGUCUCACAGCAACAAACACAUAAAAAUGAUGAAACAUCAGUGAUAGACACUGAGAAGAGCAGAGCAGAAAAACAUAAACCUGAGGGUGAUGGGAAAGAAGAUAAUGGAGCAAAAGCAACUGAAGAAGCAGUAAAAACAAUGUUACUAAACAUUGCAACAAAAAGUCUACUAGAGGAAGAAGUUCAGCCAAGGUUGCCCGUACCUUCAAUUGUCCAACAUGACACUGAUCAAAUCAUAAAGCAACAACCACUUAAUAAAGAUGUACCAGAAGUGAUUGAUAAUGCCAAGAGCAGCAUGGAAGAAAAGGAACUUGAUAUAAUAUCCAGAGUUAUAGAGACUUCAAAGAUAUUCAACCAGGAAUCUGUACAACAUGAAACCAAGGAUAACGUCAGCAUAGUAAAAGAACAAGCAGACCAACAAUCAGAAGAAAUAAGCAUGCGAAGUGUCAUUAAAAAUUAUAUAAUAGAAAGCAGCACAAAUCUAAUUGAUGAUGUACCCGAAUCACACUUGAUAAAGACUUUAGAAAAGAAAGCAGAGGAAGCUACAGAUGACAAAGAAUCGACUAUUGUGGAGAUACCAAAAUCAGAAAUUGAAGGUGAGUCUGAAGAUAAAGCCCUGCAGACAUUACCCAGUGCAGAAUUGGUUGGAAACGAAGCAGUUGAUGUGAGUUGUGAAGAAGAUGUAAAACCAGAAGCAGAUCUUACAGUGACACAUACAGAGCAAACACUACAACAUGAAUUCGAUACAAAGAACGAAAUUCCUGAGGAAGUGGAAUGCCAGCUCAGUGCAGAAAAUGAACAAAAAUCAGAACCCCAGAUUGCAGCUAAGAACAAUGAGAUGGCAUGCAUAAAGCAUCCUUAUUUGGAUGGAGAGACUGCAGAAAUAAACCCCAGUAAUGAUACUGUAGAAGAGGUUACAGUGCCUCACACCAAGGAGAAACAAGCAAUUGAGGAUACUGAGAAGUUCAAUCAAGAGGAAGUUCAAGGGACUGAAAAAGAAGUAACAAUACAGUUACCAAACACUACAACAGAAAGUCAACCAGAGGAAGAAAUCCAGAUAAAACUACCAACCCCUUCCUUUGUCCAAGGUGAUAUUGAUCAAAUUUCACAGCAACAUAAACAGCACAAUGAUGAAUCAGAAGCAAUGGAUAAUGCUAUGAGUUGCAUAUCAGAAAUUGAACUUGCCGGCAAGUCCACUACUGUUGAGAAACGAAAAGGGAUAGAAGAAGCAAUAGAAAUGCAGUUACCAGAGGAAGCAGUCCAGAUAAGAUCGCCAACUCCUACCUUUGCCGAAAGUGAUACUGAUCAAAUUCUGCAGCAAGAAACAUUGCACGUUAAUAAAUCAGAAGUUAUUGAUAAUGUGAACCAGAUAUGCAUACCAGAAAUUGAACUUGAAAGAAGGUCCACUGUUGUUCAUGAAAUUGAAAAACUUGAAACCAAUGACAAUGUCAGCAAAUCAAAAGAGAUUUUAGACAAUAAGGAUGCAUAUGAUAUCAGAGGAGACGGAGGAACAAAUGCCAAACAACUGGCUGAUGUGGAGAUACCAAAAUCAGAAACUGAAGGUGUGCCAACAGAUGAAGCUCUCCAACCAACACCCAGUGCAGUAUCAGUCGAAAAUGAAGCAAAUAAUGAUAAUAGUCAAGAAGAGAAACAAUCAGAAGCAGAAUUUACAGAGAAAUUUAACAAAGAGAUGCAGAAACCACAAUAUUUUAUUGGAGAGACUGCACAAAAUGACACCACCAAUGAUACUGAGGAUAAAGAAGACGUUCGACCAUCCCACCCUGAGGAGAUACUAGCGAUCGAGGAUGAUGACAAAUUGGAACCAGAAGCAAAAGGGAUUGAAGAAGUAACAAAAAUGCAGUUACCAGACGAACAACUCCAGACAAAAUCACACACUUCUUACUUUGGCCAAGUUGAUAACGAUCAAGUUCCACACCAAGAAACGUCAUAUGUUAAUGAAUCAGAAGUGAUUGAUAAAGCCAAGAAAAACUGCAUGCCAGUAAUUGAACUUUUCAAGCAGGAAACUGAAAAACCUGAAACCAAGGACAAUGUGGGCAUAGUGACAGAGAAUUUAGACAACAAGAAUGAAUGUGAUAUCAGAUCACAGGAAGGAACAGAUGUCAAACUAUUGGCUGAUGCAGAGAUACCAAAGUCAGAAACUGAAGGUGCAUUAAAAGAUGAAGUUCUACAGCCAAUAGCCACCGAAGUAUCAGUCACAACCGAAGCAGUUGAUGAAAAUAGUCAAGAGAUACAGCUGGAAGCAGAUGUUACAGUGAAAUCUAACAAAGAAGUGCAAAUAUCAGAAUAUGUAACUGACCAAACUGUAGAAAUAAACGCCACUAAAUAUACUGACGAACAAGUGGUUGAGAUUGAUAGAAAACUCAGUCAAGAGGAAGCAACAGAAAUGCAAUUACAGGAGGAAGAAGCCCAGACAAGAUUAGACACUCCUGCCUUUGUCCAACAUGUUACUAAUCAAAUUUUGGAGCAAGAAAUACGGAACGUUGAUGAAUCAGAAGUGCUUGAUAAUGCCGAGCAAAGAUGCAUACCAGAAAAUGAACUUGAUGGAAAAUCCAUUGUUGUUCAGGAAACUGAAAAACCUGAAACCAAGGACAAAGUUGGCAUAGUAACAGAGAAUUUAGAUAACAAGGAUGCAAAUGAUAUCACAUCAGAGAAAGAAACAGAUGACAAACAACUGACCACAAAGACAGAAACCAAAGGUAUAAAAAAAGGUGAACCUAUACAACCAAUAUCCAGAGCAGUAUCGGUUGGAACAAAAGCACAAGAUGAUGAGAAUAGGCAAGAAGAGAUACAGCCAGAAGCAGAUGUCUCAGUGAAAUCGAACAAAGAGGUGCAAAGACCAGAAUAUAUUACUGAUUCAACUGCAGAAAUAAAUGCCACAAACUACACUGCCGAACAAGAAGAGAUUCCAAAAUCUCAAGUUCUAGAGAAAGAAGGGAUUGAGGAUGAUGGAAAAUUCAGUCAAGAGGAAGAAGCAAAAGGGAUUGAAGAAGCAACACCAAAACAAUUACAGGAGGAAGAAGUCCAGACAAGAUCAUCCACUCCUGCCUUUGGCCAAGGUGAUACUAAUCAAAUUCCACAACAAGAAACAUUGCAGGUUAAUGAAUCAGAAGUGAUUGAUAAUGCCAAGCAGAGCUUCAUUCCGGAAAUUAAACUUGAAGAAAACUCCAGUGUUGUUCAGGUUAGGCUGCAAUGA
This is a messenger RNA of Sphenostylis stenocarpa, 3774 nucleotides long. NCBI's taxonomy places the organism in Eukaryota, Viridiplantae, Streptophyta, Magnoliopsida, Fabales, Fabaceae. The record is from the annotation of a GenBank genome assembly.